AUGAGCGGGAAUGUUAAGGUCGGCAUGCCAUUACGGAUCAGUGAUGACAGGGAAAGGCUAACUCGCCAGCACAUCGAAAACACGCUGAGCCACUCGCGCGCCAUACAGGCGGAGGUGGUCAAGUACCGUGACAGGGCAUCUGGCAAGCUGGUGGAAUCACGCAUCCCCUCUGCUGUGCUGGCGCUGCUCCGACUUCGGGCAUCCUGCAGCGGGAAGCCGCUGACGGACCUGCGCCUUGCCCGAAAAGCGGCAGAUGUGAUGGAGGAGCAUGCCUUCGACCCGGUGCGCGCAGUUGCUGCCCUCUCACCCUCCUCGAUCCUUUGCCCCACCGGGGCCCUGCGGGUGCUUGGUAGCGGCUUCAUUGGCACGGUAUUCCUGGAGGAGGAGACAGGCGAAGUGGCCAAAGUGAUGCUCGACGACUUUGCCAAGAAAGAGUAUGAUCUCUGCCGAGCCUUUGCAAACGCGAGCCUGGCACCAUCGCCUAUCUCGCUGGAUG
Molecule: messenger RNA, 496 nt
Organism: Symbiodinium pilosum
Lineage: Eukaryota; Dinophyceae; Suessiales; Symbiodiniaceae
Source: the annotation of a GenBank genome assembly